UGGUGUCACAAUUACCCCCUUUUGCAAGCCUAUCCCCCUUCCCUCACCUCACGUUCAGUCUAAGUCCAAAUCUGUCCAGUCUUUCUUCUAAAUGCAGCUCAGAUUCGUUCACUUCGCGGCUUUCCUCUCUUCUGCUAGACCAGGCCGCCAUCUUGUGACUGGGCUCAGGAAUAGCUUCCUAAGUGGUUUUCUGGCCUCAGAAAUCUUUUACAAACAUAAAUUGAUCUUGUUACUGCUCUAAUGAAACUCCUUGGGUCAGUACUUUCCAUUGCCCAAGUUCUCCCUGGAAGCACUCUGCCCGCGCUCCCCGCCCCUCCCCCUUCAUUGUCCGUUGACUUGUCUCCCGUACUAGAUGGUGUACUCUGUGGGGGUAGUGACUUUGUGCAAUAUUGUAUCCCCAACACCUGAUGCAGUGAUUGAAUGAAUGUCUGUUGAAUUAAUAUGAAAGAAGUUUCCCCUCUCAUUCCCCUGUUGCUGGGUCCUUGUCCCCAUGCCGGUAUGUUAGACCCCAGAAUGGCCGUGGGUGAGGACGCUCUGUCCCUCUGGCUGUUCAGGCACUGAUUUCCACCCCCAAAGGAUGUUGCCUCUCCCCUUCGUCUGCGCCACCUUCUCUUCCACCAAUAUAAGGCCAAACUGGAGGCUGGUGGGCAGUCAUGCAUGUUAUGGCGGGCCCUGCAGGUAGCCGGAAUCUGGGCCCCCCCCAAGCCCUGUACAUGGUCCUCUUAAUAAUGCUGGUCCUGAUGAGCUUGGCGUUUGGUGAGUUUGAGCGUUAUGAUCAAGAACCCCUUCAUCAGAUUCAUUUAAAUAAAUACCUAAGCUGCUAUCGAUGCCUCUUGGAGACCAAGGAGUUGGGAUGCCUUCUGGGAUCUGACAUCUGCCUCGCCCCAAAGGGCAGCAGCUGCAUGACUCUGCUCAUAGAGAACAACAGUGGUUCGGAGAUCGUGGUGAGUGACUGCCGCAGCAAGGAGCAGAUGAGUGAUCGCUCGUACACCCACACUCCUCCAGUGCUGGGCUUCUAGAUAUUCUCUCGAUGCUGCUUCCAGAAUUUCUGCAAUAACCCUCAGAACAGAAUAAAAUAUGGUCCUUAGAACUUCCAUAGAGACCUCUGGAGAAAAAACCGGCCAAUUUCCAGCCAUCCUCCUGAUUUCCACCUGGGGGCAGCCAGAACGAUGUCCAUCCCCACCCACCAGCCCUCCCUGCCGCCCUCAGCAGCAGCUACUAGACCCCAGUCCUAUCUGUCUCUUGGUUGACGCCCCUCAACACCCCUAUUCCCACUCUGCCCCUUCCCUAGGCUCCCUCUCCAGAAUUCUCUGGAGUUUUCCUUCAAGGCCUCAGUCUGACAUCUUUCCUCCUGUCUGUUCCCACCUCAAGGAUGCCCCUUUGCCCUGCUUUGCUUCUUUUCCCACCAUGGUCCUCUCUUGUCCAA
This is a messenger RNA of Orcinus orca (killer whale), 1426 nucleotides long. RefSeq names its product lymphocyte antigen 6 family member G5C (gene LY6G5C). The transcript has 3 exons. The record is from RefSeq and is a predicted model, not a curated record. NCBI's taxonomy places the organism in Eukaryota, Metazoa, Chordata, Mammalia, Artiodactyla, Delphinidae. Gene Ontology annotation, cellular component: external side of plasma membrane.